Molecule: messenger RNA, 1848 nt
Organism: Microthlaspi erraticum
Lineage: Eukaryota; Viridiplantae; Streptophyta; Magnoliopsida; Brassicales; Brassicaceae
Source: the annotation of a GenBank genome assembly
AUGGCGGUAACCUCCACCUCUUUCGCAUUGGAACACAACCUCUCUUGUCUCCAGAGAUGCACAAAAGAAGUAGAACUGAAGCAGAUCCACGCUCGGAUGCUGAAAUCUGGCUUGAUGCAGGAUCCAUAUGCAAUGACAAAGUUUCUUUCUUUCUGCAUUUCCUCCUCCAGAUUUUCGUCUUAUGCUCUGAAUGUUUUCGACGGUUUUGAUCGACCAGAUACUUUCUUGUGGAACCUAAUGAUCAGAGGAUUCUCCUGUUCAGACGAACCCGAGAUGUCUCUUCUCCUCUACAACCGUAUGCUCUCCUCUUCCUCUCCUCACAACGCCUACACAUUUCCGUUUCUUCUCAAAGCUUGUUCGAAUCUCUCUGCAUUUCAAGAAACAACGCAAAUCCACGCACAGGUCACUAAACUCGGAUACGGGAAUGAUGUAUACGCAGUGAAUUCUCUGAUUAAUUCAUACACUGUGACCGGGAACUUCGAGCUAGCUCACUGUCUCUUUGACAGAAUCUCCGAACCGGAUCUUGUCUCCUGGAACUCUGUGAUCAAAGGCUACGCAAAAGCUGGAAAGAUGGAUGUUGCGUUGACGUUAUUCAGGAAAAUGCCGGAGAAGAAGAACGUUAUCUCAUGGACUACGAUGAUCUCUGGGUAUGUUCAAGCAGGCAUGAACAAGGAAGCUCUGCAGCUGUUUCACGAAAUGCAGAACUCAGAUGUUGAGCCUGACAAUGUUACACUAGCUAAUGCUCUCUCAGCUUGUGCUCAGCUUGGGGCACUCGAGCAAGGGAAAUGGAUCCAUUCCUAUCUUGACAAAGCAAAAUUCAAAAUUGAUUCUGUUUUGGCUUGUGUUCUUAUAGAUAUGUAUGCAAAGUGCGGUGACAUGGAAGAAGCUUUGGGAGUUUUCAAGAGUGUGAAGAAAAGAUCAGUGCAAGUAUGGACAGCUUUGAUUUCGGGAUAUGCGUGCCAUGGACAUGGGAGAGAAGCAAUAAGCAGAUUCAUGGAGAUGCAAAAGGUGGGAAUCAAGCCGAAUGCGAUUACUUUCACUGCGGUUCUCACAGCUUGCAGCUAUACAGGACUAGUUGAAGAAGGUAAGUCGCUAUUCUACACCAUGGAGAGAGAUUACAACCUGAAACCGACGAUCGAGCAUUAUGGCUGCAUGGUUGAUUUACUCGGUCGAGCUGGAUUGCUUGAUGAAGCAAAACGUUUCAUUCAGAAAAUGCCUAUGGAGCCAAACGCUGUGAUAUGGGGUUCGUUGCUCAAAGCCUGCCAUAUUCACAAGAACAUUGAAUUAGGAGAGGAAGUUGGAGAAAUCUUGAUUGAAAUGGAUCCAUCUCAUGGUGGGAGAUAUGUUCAUAUGGCAAAUAUUCAUGCCAUGGGGAAAAAGUGGGACAAAGCAGCGGAAACAAGAAGAUUGAUGAAAGAACAAGGAGUUGCUAAAGUUCCAGGUUGUAGUACAAUUUGCUUGGAAGGGACCACACACGAGUUUCUAGCAGGAGACAGAUCACACGCGGAGAUUGAGAAAAUUCGAGCUAAAUGGAAAAUCGUGAGAAGGAAACUUGAAGAUAACGGGUACGUACCAGAAUUGGAAGAUACUGUGCUUGAUCUAGCUGAUGAUGAGGAAAGAGAGGCUAUUGUGCACCAGCACAGCGAGAAACUGGCUAUUACGUAUGGGCUAAUGAAGACUAAACCGGGAACAAGUAUUCGUAUAAUGAAGAAUCUCCGAGUAUGCAAAGACUGUCACAGAGUAACGAAACUCAUCUCAAAGAUAUACAAGAGAGACAUCGUAAUGAGAGAUAGGACAAGGUUCCAUCAUUUCAGUGAUGGGAAAUGCACUUGUGGGGACUACUGGUGA